AUGUCUGCUAUAAUUGCUGUGUAUGCGUACAGUGUGUGUACAGCCUCUCAACAGUUAGACCUAUGUAGCCCAGAUAUGGGAUCCUCCUCGAGGAAAAAAGGCUCAAAUUCUGAGAAAGAUGAAGGAAAACAGCUAUAUGUACUAGGCAUACGUGAGUGUAGAUGGACAGAUUGUUGGACGAAUAUUGAAAGUACAGGUGAAGUUAUCGUGUACUCUGGAAGAAGAGACAAUCAACAUGAUGAGAGGGUAGCAAUCAUCCUAAGUAAAACUGCAGCAAAAUCAUUAGUAGAAUACCAUCAUGUAAAUGAAAGAAUCAUCAGAGUAGGACUGAAAACAAAACCUGUACAGACAUCUAUAAUACAGGUUUAUGCCCCUACAAAUGAAGCAGAAAAUGAUAUUAAAGAGGAAUUCUAUGAGGCUCUACAGGCCGAAUUUCAAAAAGCUCCAAAGCAAGAACUGACGAUCAUCAUGGGAGAUCUCAAUGCGAAAGCUGGAAGCGAUAAUGUUGGUUAUGAAAGAGUCAUGGGGAGGAAUGGCUGUGGAAGUAUGAAUGAGAACGGUGAAUACUUCACGGAAUUCUGUGGAAACAACACUUGGUCAUUGGUGGAAUACUGUUCCAGCAUAAGGAGAUACACAAACUCACAAAAGUGUCACCUGGAUGGAGAGAUAAAAACCAAAUCGACCACAUCGCUAUCAAUGAAAAAUGGAAACGAUCUUUGCAGGAUAAUAAAAGAGAGACUAAGAGAACAAUAUUCCAACUGCAAUAAAGAUGUGACGAAAGCAACAAAGAAAGAUCGUAACAGUUUUAUAGCAGGCAUAGCAAGAGAACCUAAGAAAAAUGCUUCUGAACAAAGAAUGGGAGAUCUCUAUCAAAUAACAAAAAAGAAGUUGAGUGAAAGGAAAAGAAAAACAAAUAUGCCUGUGAAAGACAAGCAAGGCAACCUCAUUACAUCCGAAAGAGAACAAGAAGACAGAUGGAGAGAACAUUUUGAAGAAGUGUUGAAUCGCCAGGAGCCUAACGAGCUGGCACACAUACCGGAAGCUGACACUGAUUCAGAAAUUGAAACAGAGGAACCAUCUAAAGCUGAAAUAUUCAAAGCAAUAACAGCCCUUAAGAACAACAAAGCACCUGGAAAUGACCAACUGCCAGCAGAGUUAUUUAAAGCAGAUCCAAACCAUGCAGCAGGCAUUUUACACUCAUUAUUCACCAAGAUCUGGAAUAAUAACACAAUACCUACGACAUGGUCCAAAGGAAAUAUCAUUAAAGUGACAAAGAAAGGAGAUCUUAUUUACUGCAAUAACUGGAGGGCAACACCUUAUUAUCAAUACCUAGUAAGAUUUUCAGCAGAAUAA
This is a messenger RNA of Saccostrea cuccullata (small rock oyster), 1353 nucleotides long. RefSeq lists its product as uncharacterized. Lineage: Eukaryota; Metazoa; Mollusca; Bivalvia; Ostreida; Ostreidae. The coding region runs from base 1 to 1353 and encodes 450 amino acids. The transcript is spliced from 4 exons. Gene Ontology annotation, biological process: chromatin remodeling. Gene Ontology annotation, cellular component: nucleus. The record is from RefSeq and is a predicted model, not a curated record.